This is a messenger RNA of Cygnus atratus (black swan), 1293 nucleotides long. It is a transcript of the gene CFAP73, whose product is annotated as cilia and flagella associated protein 73. The record is from RefSeq and is a predicted model, not a curated record. Lineage: Eukaryota; Metazoa; Chordata; Aves; Anseriformes; Anatidae. Gene Ontology annotation, biological process: spermatid development. The transcript has 9 exons.
AUGGAGAAUGGCAUGAGAUGGAGGAGAGCUGAAGAGGGCUGCAGCAGGGAAACCCCCGCAGGAGGCAGCGGGUGCCUCCGGCUGCCCCUGGCAACUGCGCUGUGCUGCCUGCUGCCGCCAUCUCGGCUGCCCGGCGUCCCGCUCCUCCGCACCCCCGCCCCAAAAAUGUCCCCAGGUCUGGAGGAGAGCUUGCGUAGGGUUUUCCAAGAGAAGCUGCAGCUCCGGACGGUGCCGGCGUGGGACUCGGCGUCGCUGCUGCCUUCCUCCACGCGCCUGCUGCUGAAGAGGAGGGAGGUGGCGGAGGUGGAGCGGGCUCUGCAGGCCCAGCGGGAGGAAUUUUGGCAGAGGAUGGAGGGCUUGGAUCAACGCCGGCAGCAGCUGGGCCAGCGGGAAGAGCAGCUCCGUGACGUCGCCCUCAGAUUCGACGCCUUCCUCAAGGUUUCCGCAGCGAGGCGGGAGCGGGCGCUGGGCCGGGCAGGCGAGGAGCGGGCACAGGCGGCACGGCGGGGAGCCGAGGCCGACGGCCUGCAGCAGGAGCUGGCGGGGCUGCUGCGGCGCAGGGAGCGGCUGCGACGGCGUCUGCGGGGCCUCCACAUCUUCGGGGACUACCUGCAGGGCGUGGUGGCCACCACAGGGCAGUUCCAGGACGUCCCGUCCAUGCUGGCACAUUUCGGGGCGCUGGCGGGGGUGCGGGCAGCCCUGCUGCACCAGCUGGAGGCUGGGAAGCAGAGGCUGGCCCAGGGCCGGGCUCGGCUCCAGCGGUACCACGAGGAGGCCGGCAGCGAGCUCCUGCGCGGGAGGGACGAGGUGCUCCAGCUCCGCGCACGCCUGGAGGCUGCCCGCCAUGACGUGCUCCGGGGGGAGUCCUGCUGGACCCAGAUCCAGAGCGCGGCCACCCACAAGACCCUGCUGCUGGCGCAAAUCAGGAUGGCAGUGCUGAGCCUCUUCCAGCUCGCCACCAAGCACCUGAAAGUCCCCAGGGAUGUGGCCCUGGACGACACAGAGACCCAGCUGGAUGUGGUGAGUGCAGCCCCCCCCUACCCUGUGCAGCGGGGCUGGGAGGGACACGGGGACGUCCCCAUCUCCCCAGGUGCUGCUCUGCAUGCAGGACCUGGCUGCCAUCUGUGCUGAGCUGCGCCCCAAGGAGCCAGGGCUGGGCCCCCCACGUGUGCCUGCCACCAUCACCACUCGCCCACAGCACCACAGGGGUGUCACGGUGCCUCUGAGCCACCAGUAGUCCCAGCUUGGGGACAAAUUCCCCUGGGCAAAUCCAGGCGGGGGGAAGCCCCUUAG